This is a messenger RNA of Amorphotheca resinae ATCC 22711, 1147 nucleotides long. RefSeq lists its product as hypothetical. The transcript is spliced from 2 exons. The coding region runs from base 58 to 1098 and encodes 346 amino acids. NCBI's taxonomy places the organism in Eukaryota, Fungi, Ascomycota, Leotiomycetes, Helotiales, Amorphothecaceae. The record is from RefSeq and is a predicted model, not a curated record.
CCCCGAUGGGAGCAAUGCUCGACGGCAAAAUAUCCACUGUUUUAGACUGAUGUCGCAAUGUCUAGAAGGGCCAAGCAGGUGCGGGCCUUGACUAUGCAGAACGACGGCAGAUACAUCGCGGAAAGGUCAACGUCCUCACCUCUCCUGAACUUACCCGCGGAAAUACGAGCCAGAAUAUGGGACAUUGCCUUGGGACAUCGGACAAUACAUAUCAAAUUCGCCCCGGCGAGACCGUGGGAACCCAUGCGCUGGAGAAGCGGGAGGGGACCGGCAUAUAGGGAGUGCGAAGGCAAGUUCACGUACAUUGUGUGUGAGGCAGAAGUCUCCGAAGAAGAAGCAUACAGAUACUCCCUCAGCGCAGAAUAUGAGCAAUAUAUGGAAACGCAAGGGGCAGGCGAGGACAAACGGCUGUCUCGAGAUCGACAUUCACUUUGCUAUCGAUGCUACGAAGAUAGUGAUGAUAACUUCAGGCCGUUGCACGACUUGGAUGGCACAGAAAGGGUUCAUGGAGGUGGACCCAAAGAUAUAGCACGAUUGACCAGCAAUCGACUACCCAUUGCACUUUUAAGAACUUGUCGCCAGGCAUAUUCCGAAAUUAACCCUAUAUUUUGGAAUACGACGACGUGGUCCUUUACACAUUCCCUGGCAUUCUCUCAGUUUAUGCAUCACAGGAACUCUGUUCAGAGGAGUUUGAUGAAACGGCUGCACCUUGAUGUCAAUUUUGCUUAUGGCCAGGGCCAUUGGGAAUAUGGGUGGUACAGCGUACUGAACAAAGUCAUGCUUGAGAAUUUCCCAUCGCUAGAAGUUCUCCAUCUUGAUUUUGGAAGGGUCCAGCAGAUCCCUUUUCAUUGUAGGGAACUGGAAUGUUACCGUCACAUCCCUUAUUCACAAUACGGGAUCAACAAGCUGUUGGAUCUCUCAUAUCUACCGUUAACGCAAGUCAGCGUCAUAUGCACCGAGAUUCGCAACAUGAGCCGAUUGGAAAUUGAACACCAUAUAAGAUUGGACAUGGCGGAGAGCAUUCAUACUAGGUUGCUUGACUACCAGGGGAGACAGGAAGCCAAACAGAGAACUAGAAACUUAAUCUUAAUGCCUUGAAAUCGCCUCCUAGGGGAGUGUUUGAUUGUAUAGUCGGGACAAUUGCCUU